This is a messenger RNA of Hyla sarda, 1321 nucleotides long. Its product is annotated as olfactory receptor 6M1-like. Bases 1 to 1233 code for a protein of 410 amino acids. Gene Ontology annotation, cellular component: membrane. Gene Ontology annotation, molecular function: olfactory receptor activity; G protein-coupled receptor activity. The record is from RefSeq and is a predicted model, not a curated record. Lineage: Eukaryota; Metazoa; Chordata; Amphibia; Anura; Hylidae. Gene Ontology annotation, biological process: G protein-coupled receptor signaling pathway. The transcript is spliced from 2 exons.
AUGGCGGAUAAUUCUUCGAAAUUUAACCUCUGUGGUCUUCCCUUUGAGCCUGGUAGACUCUUCGGUUCCGAGCUGGAUAAGAUUAUGGAAGGCCUUGCUGAUAAAAAAGGGAAAUGCCUUCCUGUUCAGAGCUUUCGUGGGCGUGGAAGAGGAAGGAGUGGUAGAAACCAGGGAGCUUCUAGACCUCAGAAGCACCAGUCCAACCAAAAACGUGGUGGGGGACGCAGUCGCGAAAUGAGCUUCCUUCAUAGAUCUAAAGAUCCUGUAUUAGAAUGGAGGAAUACCACCCGAGUAGCAGAAUUUAUCCUGUUGGGUUUGCCUCUAUUUUCAAACAAUUUGGCCUCAUUUGUACUUAUCAUAGUUACCUACAUCUUCACAAUGGCUGGAAACUUUCUUAUUCUGUUUCUUGUCUUCUCAGACCAGCGCCUUCAGAGCCCCAUGUAUUUUUUUCUCUGUAAUCUAUCUAUUUUGGAUAUUUGUUUUAUCAACACCACUAUACCAAAAAUGCUACAUGGAUACACCCCUGGAGGGAAAACCAUAUCUGUGCCUGACUGUCUAAUGCAAUCCUAUUCAUUCUUUCUUCUCGGUGUUGCAAAUUUUUUACUUUUAGCUGUGAUGUCCUUGGACCGUUAUGUUGCCAUUUGUUACCCUUUACAUUACUCUACUAUUAUGCACCAGAAGCAAUGUGUGAAGCUCAUCGUAGCUGUGUGGGCCGCUGCAUUUUUCUCUAUUCUUGGCCUUACUAUCAGGAUAGUCAGAUUGCCUUUUUGCUCCAAGCUGGUAAAUCAUUUCUUUUGUGAUGUCAUCCCAUUGCUUAAAAAUGCCUGCGUUAAUACUGCAGCUAUCCACUUACAAGAGAUCAUCACGUCUUCCAUUAUCUUGCUAACUUCUCUCUUCGUGACCUUGGCCUCAUAUAUUAAUAUAGUGAGAAACAUUUUGAAAAUCCAGUCUGUGGCAGGAAGGCAAAAAGCUUUCUCCACUUGUUCUUCACAUGCACUGGUUGUAUCGCUGGCUUAUGGCAGUAGUAUUUUUUCAUAUAUAAAACCUUCUCAAGGCCAGAUUAAAGAUUAUGAUAAAAAAGUUGCACUCCUGACCACUAUAAUAGUCCCACUUCUUAAUCCUUUUAUUUACACCCUUCGAAACCAAAAGGUAAAAUCUGUACUGAAGGAAAAGUUGAGGAACAGGACUUUUGUCAAUUCUAUUGUAGCCUCAAAGCACUUGUCUACUGUGUGAUCUUAAAGGGCUACUCCACUGGAGCGUCGGAAUUAUUACUUACCGAUAAUUUGCUUUUCAUGACUUCAUCAUGACAGCACCAUCGCCA